AUGACUUCAGAAAAGCCCAGCUCUCAAUGGAGCCAACCCGCGCCAAGAGACAGUAACCGGCCCUCCAGCUCUUUCUUUACCAAAGGGAAGGCUCUCAUUGCUGUUGGAGCCAUCCUCGCCCUUGGAUUUUUCACUAAUACACACACGAAAUGCAUGCCCGCCGCCUGGAGAGGCCCAUCUCUCGAGAACCUCAGUGUUGAAGAACGGGCAUCCAAGAUUCUCCGAGAGACGCCGCUAAUUGAUGGCCAUAUCGAUCUCCCCAUCUACAUCAGGUAUCUCUUCAACAACCACAUCAGUGAGGGCAAAUUCCCCAAGUUGUUCGAAGAUGGCGGGCUUCCUAUGCACUUGGACCUGCCUAGACUCAGAUCCGGACAGAGCGGCGGCGCCUUUUGGAGCGUCUUUAUCGAAUGUCCCAAGGAUGGACAGGACAUCUCUACAGAGAACCAGGCAGAGAGCGUCGUGAAGACCCUCCAACAGAUCGACGUCAUGACAAGGCUCAAGGAGGCCUACCCAGAUGUCUUCUCCCCCAUGGUCAACAGCAGCGAUGCACUGGCGGCAUUCAAGAAGGGGCUGCUCAUCUCCCCUCUCGGCAUCGAGGGACUUCAUCAAAUUGGCAACUCGGCUGCCAAUCUCAGGCGGUUCUACGACCUAGGCGUCCGCUACUGCACGCUGUCGCACAACUGCCCCAACAAGUACGUCGACGCCGCCCUGUGGGAGAACCCCUUCCGCAAGGCGCCCUCCAAAUGGGGCGGGGUGAGCGAGGACGGCAGGGAGCUGCUCAACGAGAUGAACCGGCUCGGCAUGAUCAUCGACCUGUCGCACACCAGCGUCGAGACGCAGAUCGACGUGCUCGGCGGCGGCGGCAAGGACUGGGCCGGCAGCAAGGCCCCCGUCAUCUACAGCCACAGCAGCGCCUAUGCCUUGUGCCCGCACCCGCGCAACGUGCCAGACGACGUCUUGCAGCUGGUCAAGAAGAGGAACUCGCUCGUCAUGGUCAACUUUGCGCCCGACUUCAUCUCCUGCACCGAGUCCGACAACGAGAACGGCCUGCCGGACUUCGAUCCUGAACAUUCUACCCUUGCCCAGAUAGCCAAGCACAUCAUGCACAUUGGCGACUUGAUUGGCUACGAUCAUGUUGGCAUCGGAAGCGACUUUGAUGGCAUUCAGACCGUCCCGAGAGGCAUGGAGGAUGUCUCCAAAUACCCAGACCUCGUUGCCGAGCUCUUGAGGAAUGGCGUCAGCGAUGCGGAUGCUGCCAAGGUUGUGGGAGGCAACAUCCUCCGGGUCUGGCAGGAGAUUGACAAGGUCGCACUCGAGAUGCAGGCGGCCGGAGAACCGAUCCUUGAAGACGAUCUACCCGAUCUUUUGUUUCAAGAAGGCGAUGCUUUUGGAGUCUUGAAGACCGGCGUUCAGUAA
This is a messenger RNA of Thyridium curvatum, 1416 nucleotides long. RefSeq lists its product as uncharacterized. Bases 1 to 1416 code for a protein of 471 amino acids. Gene Ontology annotation, molecular function: metallodipeptidase activity. The record is from RefSeq and is a predicted model, not a curated record. The transcript is spliced from 3 exons. Gene Ontology annotation, biological process: proteolysis. Lineage: Eukaryota; Fungi; Ascomycota; Sordariomycetes; Thyridiales; Thyridiaceae.